CAAGAUCAAGUCCAAAGUGCCUGGUGUCAUGAUAACCCAGUUCAGGGAGGAACUUCCAGAGGGAAUGACAACUCCAGAUUUCACCCGCAAACCCAUUGCUUUGACAAUUCAAGAAGGUAAAUAUGCAGUCUUUAAAGCCAAAAUAGUGGGCACCCCCACACCGACUGUAACAUGGAGCAGGGCAAAUGGAGAAAUUGUUUUUCACCCUGAUGUCUGCCAGCAAAAGUAUGAUCAAGCCACUCAAGAACACACCCUAGAGUUUCCUAAGGUAGCUCCAGAGGACGCUGACACUUACAAGUGUUUUGCAUCAAAUGAAUAUGGAAGGGCAGUUUGCACUGUUGUGUUGAAUGUUAUCGCGGUUGGAUUCUCUAAGGAGAAGGAGCUUCAGAAGGCUCAGGUAGAAGAUACAGCAGAAUUAAGAAAAAAACUUAAAAAACGUAAUCCAGACGGCACACGGGAGCAAAAGCCAAUAGAACAAGAGGAGAAAGUCUGGGAAAUUCUCCUUAGUGCAGAGAAGAAAGACUAUGAGAGCAUCUGUGUAGAGUAUGGUAUCACAGAUUUCCGAGGCAUGCUUAAGAAACUUACUGAAAUGAAGAGGGAGAGGGAGGAGGAGAUUGCAGAGUUUGUUUCACACAUUAGUUCACUGAAGCAUAUUGAAGUCAGUGACGAUGACUGUGCAACAAUUGAGUUGGACAUGGACCUCAAGGAUCCCGCCAGUAAGAUUUUUUUGUACAAGGAUGGCGUCAUGGUUCCAUUCACCAAAGAAGACAGUGAAGGGAUGAAACAUAAUCUAAAACAAGUUGGAAAGAAAUAUGUGUUUACUAUUAAAAACCUGGGAUCAAAUGAUGCUGGACUUUACUCUGUGGAUGUUGAGGGUGUCAAUGUAUUCUCAACAAAUUUUAAAGUUCCUGAAGUUGACUUUGCUGUCAAAAUACAAGAAGUCAAGGCUGAAGAACGAGGAGAUGCCAUGUUUCAGUGUGUCCUGACUGCUCCUUUUGAAGGACUCAAAUGGUGUGGGAAAAGUGCUCCAUUGACAGCAAGUGAGAAAUUUGAAAUUAGUGUCUCUGAAGAUAAGCUUAUCCACAAGCUGAUUGUGCGGGACUGUAUGCCUUUGGAUGCUGGUAUCUAUGCUGCUGUGGCAGGAAUCAAAUCCUGUAAUGCCUGGCUUAUAGUUGAAGACCCAGGGGUUCACUUUCAUGCUGGACUCUCUGACUGCAAAGCCAUUAUGGGAGAAGCAGCAGAGCUGGAGUGUAAACUGAGCAGUGAAGACUGUGAGGGAAUCUGGUACAAAGAUGGAGAGGAGAUUAAAUCAUCUGAUGGGAUAACUAUUUCCAAAGAUGGAAGUUUCCACAGAUUGAAAAUUCAUAAAGUUGAUGAGACAUCUGCUGGCAAAUAUAAAUUUGAGGCAGAUGGACGGAAGACAGAGUCCUUGAUUGUUGUGGAAGAUCCACCCAGAUUUGAGUCAGAAGAGCUGGAAGCAUUUAAAACACCAGUGUCGGUGAAAAAAGGACAGAAAGCUACCUUUAAACUCUCCUAUAUCGGACGGCAGCCCAUCAAAGUUCAGUGGUACCUGGAGGGUGAAGAGCUUUCAGAUGACUCAAAUAUUAAGAUUGAGCUAGGAGAAGAUGGAUCCACCCGUUUACUUUUGUCCAAGCUGCAACGCAAAGACAGUGGUGAAGUCAAGAUAAAACUCAAAAAUGAGUUUGGCGCAAUGGAAGCUGUCACCCAACUUGUUGUGAUGGAUAAACCCACCCCUCCGAUGGGACCUCUGGAGAUUGUUGAGGCCUCCUCCUCAGUAAUUGAUUUCAAGUGGAGACCCCCCAAAGACAGUGGCGGUUGCAAGAUUGCCAAUUACAUCCUUGAGAGAAACCAAGUCGGCCGCAAUACCUGGAAGAAGGUGGGCCCAAUUGGUCCCGAGGCCAAAUACAGGGACAGUGAUGUAGACCACGGCAGGAGGUACUGCUAUCGCAUCAGAGUGGAGACUGAAAUGGGCAUCAGUGAGCUGAUGGAGACAGAGGAUAUUCAAGCAGGCACAAAAGCUUACCCUGGGCCACCAUCUGCACCAAAGGUUGUCACUGCCUUCAAGGACUGCAUCAACCUCACUUGGGCUCCUCCUGCCAACACUGGAGGAACCAAUAUUCUGGGAUACAACCUUGAGAAGCGCAAGAAGGGCAGCAAUCUGUGGGGUGCAGUCAACCCACCUGAAGAAAUGAUAAGAACUAAGGGAUUUGCUUGCAAAGAUGUGGUCGAGGGGAUGGAGUAUGAGUUCAGAGUUGCUGCAAUCAAUAACUCCGGAGCGGGUGAAUUCAGCACACCGUCUGAAUUUGUGUUUGCUAGAGAUCCAAAAAAGCCUCCUGGUAAAGUCAUAGACUUAAAAGUGACAGACUCCACCUACACCACCCUGUCCCUGUCUUGGACCAAGCCCAAAGACAUCGAGGGCGAACAGGAUGAAGCCAAGGGAUAUUUUGUGGAGAUUAGGCCUGCGGAAAACCCAGAAUGGGAUCGCUGCAAUGCAAAUGCAAUAACAAUGACAUCCUAUACAGUGAAAGGCAUGAAGUCAAUGGCCAUGUACUGGGUGAGAGUCAUUGCUACUAAUGAUGGUGGACAGGGAAUGCCGCAAGAACUGGAUAAUUACAUCCUGGCUAUGCCUCCACCUGUGAGACCAAGAUUUACAGAUGCCAAACUCAAGAGUUUCAUGAUUGUGAGAGCAGGAAAUUCUGCACGGUUCAACAUCAACUUUGAGGCCUCUCCGUGGCCUGAGAUCACCUGGCUGAAGGAUGGAGUGCCAGUGUCUAAAAAAGUGAACAUCAGCAAUGCAGAAGGCCAGUCCCAGCUGCUGAUUCCUUCUGCCGAGCGCACAGAUACCGGAAUUUACACCAUCAUUGUCAAGAAUAUUGUUGGCCAAGAAACAGUCAGCAUUGAAAUUAGAGUCACAGACGAGCCCAGGCCACCAGGUCCUGUGGAGCUGGAUGAAAAUGUACCUGGCACAGUGACUAUUUCAUGGGCCGCAUCUCCAGAUGAGAAACGUGAUGACAGGCUGCACUACAUGGUGACUAAACGCGAUUCAGUCAAAAGAACAUGGCACACUGUGGCCGAUCGAAUCUUCAACAACAAAUUCACAGCCUGCAACAUAAUGCCAGGCCGGGAAUACCAGUUCCGUGUCUACGCAAAGAAUGACAUGGGGUCGUCCAAACCGUCUGAAUCACCAAAGUGGUUUGUUACCAGCAAAAAAGAGAAGUUCACCGUGAAAUUGCCGGACUCAAAGCCCUGUGACCUCCAGUGUCCUCCUAAGUUCAUUGUCCCUCUGAAAAUGCAUACGGCUCCACAAGGCUAUGAAUGCUACAUGAGCUGUGCAGUAAAAGGGGACCCAACACCACAUGUGACAUGGUUUCGCAACAAUAUCAGCCUGAAUACCAACACUAACUACUUCAUCUCCAACACCUGUGGAGUGUGCUCUAUGCUCAUACUGAUGGUCGGACCUAAAGAUACCGGCGAGUACAAGAUUGUCGCUGAAAACUCCAUGGGCAGAGCAGAGUGCACGACUAAACUGACAGUCAGAGAAUAAAUGGACGUGAUGAAGAUUGCCGAGCUGUUCUGAAACUCCAACAGAAUCCAAGUCUUUGUUGGUUUACAGAUAAUAUGCAUAUUUUAGUUAUCGACAUCAUCUCAUGUUUUGCAUCUAAUUAACAGAACAACAGCAUUCAUCUGAGUCUCUAAGGUACUCUUUCACAUCCAAAUGUCUCAAAUCACUAAGAUGUCUUGUUGGUUUCAAUUUUCAUCAUACAAUCUCAAUAAAAGAAAAGAUUAAACAACUGCGUGCAACUUUGCAUUUACAACUCAAUUAGAAACAGCACAGUGUGAUAAUCUACGUGUUUAACAGCAAAGAAUUUAUAGUGUAGCAUUGUAUAGCUUUUCUGAAGUGCAAUUUAAUAACACAUCAUACAGCCAUAGCCUGCUUCUGUCUUUUUAUUUCUUCUUCUCUGGAUUCUGAGUUUGUGUAAUGACUGAUCACUAUAACUUUUCUCUACUGCUACAUUUCUCUCUAGAACAGAAAUCACAUGAAACUGUUUUUUUGUAGGAUACCAUUCUUAUGUAGCUUUGUGUGGGUUUGGUGUAAAUAAAUA
This is a messenger RNA of Sphaeramia orbicularis (orbiculate cardinalfish), 4124 nucleotides long. RefSeq names its product immunoglobulin-like and fibronectin type III domain-containing protein 1. Gene Ontology annotation, molecular function: protein binding. Gene Ontology annotation, biological process: sarcomere organization. The record is from RefSeq and is a predicted model, not a curated record. Lineage: Eukaryota; Metazoa; Chordata; Actinopteri; Kurtiformes; Apogonidae. Gene Ontology annotation, cellular component: M band. The coding region runs from base 29 to 3565 and encodes 1178 amino acids. The transcript is spliced from 21 exons.